CGCAGCACGUUCCGUUUCAAAAUGGCGACUGUGUGGCGUUUGAGGAGAGCUUGGAGAGCGGCUGCUUCAGAUGUUUCGUUUAGGGGCCUGGCGAGUGUCAUUCCUAAGGUCACCCAAGUGGAUAAUUCGUCAGAUUUCUUGGGCAAAAUUCCUCACCGCCAGCACCCUGGAAUUGUCCAUCUCAAAGCUGUCAGACUUCCACCUGAGUUAAUAGAGUCUGCUCGCUUUCUGAUGGCUGAAUCCUCUGUGCGCGAUGUGAAGCAGCAGGCCAAGGCCCUCACCAACUACCUGUGGAGCCGCAAACGCCCCCUCGAGACAGAGGAGCUGUGCAGGAGGGCGCAGCAGCUAGAGCAGAAGCUGAAAGCAGAGGUGGCUACUCAGGAUCCAUUGAGUCAGCUGGAUCGGGCCAAAGAGAAGGCCCUGAAGCAAAAAGUCCUGAAGGCCCUCCGUAAGACAACUUACCAUUGGGUGGAACUUAAUUAUACUGAAGAGCUCAGUUUUUUGUACAUGGCAGCUCGCAUGGAUGGGAUGUUUGCAGCUGUGUCCCGAGCCUUCCAUGAGAUUCAGAAACGAGUCCCUGACUUUCAGCCCUCCACACUGUUGGAUUUUGGCUCUGGGACCGGCACUGUCAGCUGGGCAGCACAUAACAUCUGGGGCAAGACAUUAAAGGAGUACAUGAACAUCGACUCCUCCACUGCAAUGUUGGCCUUGGCUGAGAGACUGAUGAAAGGGACCUCUCCAGGCCAGAAUCUGUGCUUCCCUGGAGUCUAUUUCCGGCAAUUCCUCCCUGUCUCACCCAAGGUGAAGUUUGACCUUGUAGUGUCAGCUUUCUCCCUCAAUGAGCUCCCAAGCUAUUCACAGAGAGAAGAGACAGUACAAACUCUUUGGAGAAAGACCGAUAGCUUCUUGGUUCUGGUAGAAAACGGGACCAAGGAAGGCCAUCAGAUGCUCAUGGAAGCUCGAGAUGUCAUAUUAAAGGGCACAGAUAAAGUAGUUCACGACUCCCGAGAACCUCACAUUUUUGCCCCGUGUCCGCAUCAUUUGCCGUGUCCCCGCUUAGCGUCAUCUGAUUGCACUCUGCCUUGUAACUUCAUCCAAGCCUAUCACCCCCUGCCUUUCAGCUGGAACCCAGACUUGAAGGAGGAGAGAUUCUCUUUUUUGAUCAUGCAGCGAGGGUCAGGGGAGACAAAUGAAUCCUGGCCUCGAAUAACCCAGCCUGUCCUCUGCCGAGCCCGCCAUGUCCAUGUCCACUUGUGCUGUGCUGACGGCUCCCUCCAGCAUGCAGUCAUAACUGCUCAGAAACAUGGCAGGGACCUUUACCGAUGUGCCAGGAAAAGCCACUGUGGAGACCAGCUACCGGUUUUGAACCUUGAUAGCGAACCAGCUUUGGAAGAACAGAUGGACCAUAUGAAUAAAGGCCAGAGUUGA
Molecule: messenger RNA, 1428 nt
Organism: Eublepharis macularius
Lineage: Eukaryota; Metazoa; Chordata; Lepidosauria; Squamata; Eublepharidae
Gene: METTL17
Product: methyltransferase like 17
Exons: 14
Coding region: 22-1428 (468 amino acids)
Biological process (GO): translation
Cellular component (GO): mitochondrial small ribosomal subunit
Molecular function (GO): methyltransferase activity; structural constituent of ribosome
Source: RefSeq, a predicted model, not a curated record